Molecule: messenger RNA, 2092 nt
Organism: Salarias fasciatus (jewelled blenny)
Lineage: Eukaryota; Metazoa; Chordata; Actinopteri; Blenniiformes; Blenniidae
Gene: phf19
Product: PHD finger protein 19
Exons: 14
Coding region: 181-1833 (550 amino acids)
Biological process (GO): negative regulation of gene expression, epigenetic
Cellular component (GO): nucleus
Molecular function (GO): DNA binding; chromatin binding
Source: RefSeq, a predicted model, not a curated record
GAGACAGACUAAAAGAGACAGGCAGAAAGAGACAGGCAGAGGGAGACAGGCAGAAAGAGACAGGCAGAAAGAGACAGGCAGAGGGAGACAGGCAGAAAGAGACAGAGACCGGCUCUGAGACAGUCGGAGGGACGACGUGUGGACCGGGACUGAGGAGGACGCUGUCCGGAUCAGAGGAGGAUGUUUGAGGACCCGAUUGAAGCCUUCUGCGGUCUGGAGCCUCAGGUGUCUUUAGGGGGCGGGGCGUGCCUGACGGAGGAGGCGGAGUCCAACCUGAGUGUGGGACAGUUUGUCCUCUGUCAUUGGUCAGAUGGACUCUACUACCUGGGCAAGAUCCAGAGGGUGAGCCCUCCCAGGCAGAGCUGCUUCGUCACAUUCGAGGACAACUCGAAGUUCUGGGUCCUCUGGAAGGACAUCCAGCACGCUGGCGUCCCGGGGGAGGAGCCUCGCUGUUCUGUGUGCAGAGAGGCGGAGCCGAGCGACGGCAGCCAAUCAAAUCACAGCAAUCAGAUUCUGAUCUGUGGGAAGUGUGGCAUCGGGUUCCACCAGCAGUGCCACGUCCCUCCAGUGGAGGGCAGCAGUGAUCUCAGUCCCUGGUUCUGCAGACGCUGUGUCUUCGCUCUGGCUGUCCGGAGGGGCGGGGCCCUGAGGAAGGGCCCGGUGGCCAGGUGUCUGUCCCUCAUGAAGCAGGUCCUGCCGUACCGCCUGGACUCCCUGGACUGGGACUCUCAGCACCGGACCAAUCAGCAGCAGUGUUACUGCUACUGUGGAGGACCUGGAGAGUGGUUCCUCCGGAUGCUGCAGUGCUUCAGGUGUCUGCAGUGGUUCCAUCAGGCCUGUACCCAGUGUCUGCAGGAGCCCAUGCUGCUGGGAGACAGGUUCUACCUGUUUGCCUGCUCGGUGUGUACUAAAGGUUCGGAGCUGGUCCGCCGUCUGUCCCUGCGCUGGGUGGACCUGGUCCAGCUAGUCCUCUACAACCUGUCCAUCAGCAGCAAGAAGAAAUACUUUGAGCUGGACGAGAUCCUGGACUUUGUCUCGUCCAACUGGGACCGUCUGCAGCUGGGAAAGCUGUCCAACACUCCUCCUGCAGAGAGGGGGCAGCACCUGCUGGACGCACUCAACAAGUACAAGAGCAAGUUUCUGUGUGGGAAGGAGAUCAAGAAGAGGAAGUGCAUCUUCCGUCUGAGGACUCGUGUUCCACCGAACCCGCCGUCCAAACUGUUUCCAGAGCGAAGUCACCAUGACGGGGGGCGGAGCCGGAAGAGCGGCGCGGCCAGCAGCUCAGCUGAGAGGAGGAGGAGGUCCAAGUGGCUUCUGGAGGAUGCUAUUCCCGCGAAUGAGCUGUCCUGCAGUUGGUCCUCCAACCAUCACAUGGCCAACAUCUUCGACUUCACUCUCGACGAGCUGCAGAGCCUGAAGAGCAGCUCCAGUCGCUCCGUCAGUAUUGAUCAGGAUUCCACCGACGCCUCCACCUCAGGCUCUGCCUCCACCUCCUACCACUUCAGAAGCGUGGGCAGCAGGAAGAGGAAGUUGCCUAGCAACAGUUACAGCCACUGGUCCAAUCGCAGCGAGGCGGGGGAGGAGCCACCCGAGGUCCUAGAAGACCAGGAUGGAGCAGACCCCGCCUACCCCCCCGAGGACCCCGCCCCCCUGCUGUCCGACUCCUCCCCGAUGUCCUCAGACUCGUCCCGCCUGCACUCGUCCAUCUCGUCCUACUUCGGCGCGGCGGGCCGGCUGACCAAUGGGGAGCAGUUCGAGGUGCUGGCGCGCCGCGUCACCCCCCAGGGGGCGGUGCAGUACCUGCUGCAGUGGGAGGGGACCACGCCCUACUAGGAAGCCCCGCUGCGUUUCCAUGGCGACGGGCCCUCAAAGCAUUCCUCCAAGAUGGAACCAAAAACCUUUCUGCAAAACAACUGAACACACCUCCACCUGUAACUCACCUCCACCUGUCACACACCUCCACCUGUCACACACCUCCACCUGUAACUCACCUCCACCUGUCACACACCUCCACCUGUCACUCACCUCCACCUGUAACUCACCUCCACCUGUCACACACCUCCACCUGUCACACACCUCCACCUGUAACUCA